AUGCUGGGGACCCGCGGGCCAGUGCCCUUGCUGGUUGGUCUCCUGCUGCUGCUCCCAGGACUCUGUGGCCCUGGUGGGAGGCGGGCCCCACGCCGCAGGUUCGAGUACAAAUUCAGCUUCAAAGGACCAAGAUGGUCACCUCCUGGGGCUGGAAUACCCUUCUGGAGCCACCAUGGAGAUGCCAUCUUGGGCCUGGAGGAAGUGCGCCUGGUGCCCUCCCUGCGGGACCGGCGCGGCGCCGUGUGGACCAGGGCCCCUGUCCUGUUCCCGUCCUGGGAGGUGGAGGUGCAGCUGAGGGUGACAGGGCCAGGGCGCCGAGGAACGCAGGGCAUGGCCGUGUGGUACACUCGAGAAAGGAGCAAAGAAGGCCCCAUCCUUGGGGGGCCAGCCGAGUGGGACGGCGUAGGAAUCCUCUUCGAAUCCUCAGCCGGGGAUGCCCAGGACAGCCCUGUCAUUCGUGUGCUGGUUGCAGACGGCCGCAGCCCCAGUGCACAGUCCAGGGACGGAGCCAGCCGGGUGCUGGGCUUGUGUCACCGGAACUUCCGCAACUGGCCGUUCCCCUUCCGAGUGCGAAUCACCUACUGGGAGCAGAGACUGCGUGUAUCCUCUAACAGCGGCCUCACCCCCUAUGAUCCCGAAGAGUUCUGCGUGGAUGUGGGGCCCCUGCUUUUGCCCUCUGGAGGCUUCUUUGGAGUCUCAGCAGCCACCGGCACCCUGGCAGAUGAUCAUGACGUGCUAACUUUCCUGACCUUCAGCUUGCAGGAACCAAGUCCAGAGGAUCCCCCACAGCCCAUCUCGGAGUCGGAGCAGCUCCGCCUGGCCGAGCAGCUGCAAGGGCUGCGCGCGAGGCUGGCCCUGGGCACUCGGGAGGACAUUGUUGUUCCAAAGUUGGACUUCAAAGCCCAGGACAUGGGGGAAAGACUGCCUGAGCUGGAGGAAACCCUCAGCAGAAACAGCCAGGCCCUGCAGGCCCUUCGGGCUCUCUCGGAACAGCUGGUCCAGGCUGAGAGACAGUGGAAGCAGCAGCUGGGCCUUCCAGGCCAGGUCAAGCCAGAAGGCGGCUGGGCAAGGGCCAUGGCUGUGGCCCUAGGCAACAGGCUGGUCCUUCUACUCGACCCCCAGGACUCUGCCAAGCUCAGCACCCUGUUCUCUGCACAGCAGACUCUGCUCCAGGCCCUGCAAGAGAUGAGGAACCGGGCAGUUCUGAUGGCUUCCAGUGCCCGGGGGUCCUUCCUGCCCCUGGGCACCGCACACCAUUUCUCAGAGCUGGAGCAGACCCUCAGCCUCCUACACAAGGACCUCCGGGGUGUGGUGAAAACAGCAUCCCAGACCCCCCGCUUCCCUGGUGGGCGCCCAAGGGCCUCCUCAUGCCUGCGGCCUGGAGUCUUUCUGCUCUUUCUGGUCACCCAAACCGUGGGCUUUUUCUGCUACCUGCACUUCAGACAGGAGCUGGACAAGCGCUUCCGGGAGUGUCUGUCUAGAGGUGCCCUUCCUCUGGGCCCUGCCCUACACCCAGCGGGGGCCCUCGGUGCUCUCAGGAGACAGCCUUUCAACCCCAGCUCCCAAGCCUGA
This is a messenger RNA of Ochotona princeps (American pika), 1572 nucleotides long. RefSeq names its product lectin, mannose binding 1 like (gene LMAN1L). The record is from RefSeq and is a predicted model, not a curated record. Gene Ontology annotation, cellular component: endoplasmic reticulum membrane; COPII-coated ER to Golgi transport vesicle; Golgi membrane. Bases 1 to 1572 code for a protein of 523 amino acids. The transcript is spliced from 13 exons. Gene Ontology annotation, molecular function: D-mannose binding. Gene Ontology annotation, biological process: Golgi organization; endoplasmic reticulum to Golgi vesicle-mediated transport; endoplasmic reticulum organization. Lineage: Eukaryota; Metazoa; Chordata; Mammalia; Lagomorpha; Ochotonidae.